Messenger RNA from Drosophila erecta, 1913 nucleotides. RefSeq names its product torso-like protein (gene tsl). The transcript has 3 exons. NCBI's taxonomy places the organism in Eukaryota, Metazoa, Arthropoda, Insecta, Diptera, Drosophilidae. Bases 597 to 1658 code for a protein of 353 amino acids. The record is from RefSeq and is a predicted model, not a curated record.
UUGGUUUUGAGUCUUCGCGCUGGAAGUUGUGCUGCUCGCGUUUGGAGUGUAAGUGCAGCCUCAGAAAUUCCGGCCUGUGAUUGCAAUUGAAGGCACGUCGUCGUGUGUUUCGCUGUGUUUUAAGUCUGUUUUAGUGUUUGCUGUUCAGGGUACUUGACUGCCACUGUCUGCUGGUGUGUGUGUUGUUGGUUGUUGAAAUCCGCGCGAACGUACAUACACAUGUAUGUGUAUGUAAUCCGAACCACAGCGAUCUAUUCAUAGGUCCGCCUUAUAACUUGAGGGCGCCAACCAAGCCGCCGACCUCUGACCCACAAAGCGUAAGACACCGCAGACUUAACGAUGCUAAUGCCAGCCAGCCAGCCAGCCAGCCUUGUGCAAUGGCCCCCGGUAUCAGAGCGAUAAGGCUAACCAGUGGCUAACCAGUGGCGGGCCAGAGCUCUAGAGCUGUGAAUUAGUGGCGACUGGCACAUAGAAUUGGUCGGAGCUUCGAGCUUCUGUCCAAAAUAUAAGCCCGCUUCUGGUCGAUGGUUACGUCAAUUUCCAUUCGCGUUCGAGUUCGAGUUCUCGUGUGCAGCUCUAACCUUGAAUGCUGAGCGAUGAGGUCGUGGCCUGGCCUUUUCUGGCUGCUGACCCUGGCGCUCCUGGCAGAUGGAGGUCGUCGCGAGUCCCAGCUCCGGAUCGGCAAGGCCAUCAAUAUAUUCCUGCGCUACGGCUACCUGGGCAUCUCCAUGCGGGUGAUACCGCUCAAUGACAACUCGGAGCCGGAUCGCUGGGUGUUCAAGGAGCCCACCAAAAACAUCUACAGGAACCUAAGUGGCCUGGCGGAGAGCCACGAAGACACCACACCCGGGAUCUUCCACGGAGACUUUCACAUGGAGUUCUGCGAGAACCGGAGGCAGCUGUUCCAGGCCUACUUCCGUGACUUUUCCAUCGAGCAGAUGGACAAGCCGUGGGAGGCAUUUACGGCGGGAUGGUUUCCGGACAAUGCGGCCAAGAAGCUGGGCAUCAAUACGUCGUUUAUCCAAGGCGAUUACUCGUACGUUUUGGUGAGGGUGGUGCGCUUCAGGGAGACGGGUCGUCUGAACGCCGAGAUUCCGGUGCACCAGCCAUUGGAGCCGGAUGUGCGAUCGAGAAUGGCUCAGCUGCAGAUCGGAAACAUAACCUCCGCAAUCCGAUUCAUGGAGGACGUGGGCACCCACUACGUCAACUCGUACACCACCGGCAAUUCGCUGUACCAGGUGUUUGUGUACAGCAGAAAGAACUACAGCAUGAUCAAGGAGCGCAUCAAGAGUAAGGGUCUGAACGGGCUGUCCAAGCUGGAUCUGUACAACUACUUUGCGCCCUGGUUCGCCACCCAUCUCGGCCAGAUUCGAUCGGCUAGUGCCAAUGCCACAGUGGAGAGAUGGGCGAGAAGGAAGCUGCAGUACGAGUACUAUGUGGUCAAGUAUGUGACCCUGCUGAAGCUGCACGGUAAUAGUACUCUCCUGCGAUCCCUGGACUCGCUGCUGGGCAACGAUGCCAUCCUGCAGCUGGACCUCAAGUCGCUGAAGCCCAUCUUCCGGGAGGAGCCGGAGAAGGAGAGCUGGUACCACGAGGUUCUCGACAACAAUGUGAAGCUCUGGGAGCUCAACAUGCCGCAGAAUCCACCCAGCCGAUAGCUGCAUUUUGAAUAUAUGUUUCGUGUGCGAUAUGUGGCAGCCAAGGAUCAAUAGUUCCUAGAUGCUUAGUUGUAGUUAGGAGCCUCUAGUGCGUAGUUAAUGUUCUGCCUGUGAUAGUUUUAGGUAGUUUAAUUGAACCAGAGUACACAUCUGACUUGCAUUUCAGCUGACUAGCCCGUAAGAUCGCCUUUGUACUAGUUGUUUAAACUUUAAUACAAAUCGAUGAUAGAAGUAAAAAUCUUACCUUUUUGAAUA